AUGGAAUCCAUUGAUUCCCUCAUGCUGAAGGAAGCACUGGGCAAUACAGUAUUUGAGUUGGAAAAUGGAGAGGUAGAGGCAUACACUGGUCUUUCACCAACAGUUCCCUCUUUCAACUGUGAAUUAAGAGAUGAGUUUGAAGAGGUAGAUUCAGCACCUUUAGUGAAAAGUUCUACUGAUAAUACUGAGUUUGUCAAUGAGAACAAUCAGGAGUUUCAGAGGUCCUCUUCUGAAGAUGAAGUGGUUAGAAAGAAACAACAAAAUAAUACUAGCCAGGAGAGACAAAGAGAAAAUUCAACUGAAGAUUCAGCCUGUGCUCCCAGGCAUAUUUUCAGUGAACAAAACACCAAUGUUAGGGGCAAAAACCAGGGAAGUUCUCUUGAGCAGGUGGUGAGGCCCAAAGUUAGGAAAGUGAUAAGUUCAAGCCAGGUGGACCAAGAAACAGGUUUUAAUAGGCAUGAGGCCAAACAAAGAAGUGUUCAGAGGUGGAGAGAGGCUUUGGAAGUUGAAGAAAAUGUCUCAGAUGACCUCUUAAUAAAAUGUGAUGAGUAUGAUGGAGAACAUGAUUGUAUGUUCUUGGAUCUGCCUUUCACAAGAGUUACACAGAGGGAAACAGAAGAUAACCAACUAACAACAGAAAGUGGAGCCACAGUAAGGCCAGAGGUUGUGGAUAACACAUUUUGGAAUGGCUGUGGAGACUAUUACCAACUGUAUGAUAAAGAUGAAGAUAGUUCAGAAUGCAGUGAUGGAGAAUGGUCUGCUUCUUUGCCGCAUCAAUUUUCUGGUACAGAGAAAGAUCAGUCCUCGAGCGACGAGAGUUGGGAGACUCUGCCCGGAAAAGAGGAGAACGAGCCUGAGCUCCGCAGUGACAGCAGCGGCCCGGAAGAGGAGAACCCGGAGCUGUCUCUUCAGGAAGGGGAACAAACAUCCUUGGAAGAGGGAGAAAUUCCUUGGUUACAGUACAAUGAAGUCAAUGAAAGCAGCAGUGAUGAAGGGAAUGAGCCCGCUAACGAAUUUGCACAGCCAGAAGCUUUCAUGUUGGAUGGUAACAAUAACCUUGAGGAUGACUCCAGUGUGAGUGAAGACUUGGAUGUGGACUGGAGCUUGUUUGAUGGCUUUGCAGAUGGACUCGGAGUUGCUGAAGCUAUUUCUUACAUGGAUCCUCAGUUCCUCACUUACAUGGCGCUGGAAGAGUGCCUAGCCCAGGCUAUGGAGACUGCCCUGGCACACUUAGAGUCUCUUGCAGUGGAUGUUGAAGUGGCCAAUCCACCAGCCAGUAAGGAGAGCAUUGAUGGUCUUCCAGAGACGCUUGUUCUUGAAGAUCACACUGCUAUUGGUCAGGAGCAGUGCUGUCCAAUCUGUUGCAGUGAGUAUAUUAAGGAUGAUAUAGCAACAGAGUUACCCUGUCACCAUUUCUUUCACAAACCUUGUGUCUCAAUUUGGCUACAAAAGUCCGGGACCUGCCCUGUGUGCCGCCAGCACUUCCCGCCUGCUGUGAUGGAAACGCCGGCAGCCGCUUCCUCUGAGCCUGAUCGUGACGCCCCCCCUGCAAAUGACAGUGCUGCAGAAGCCCCCUAAACCUUUCCACUUGAAUGAGA
Dama dama (fallow deer) is the source of this 1598-nucleotide messenger RNA. RefSeq names its product E3 ubiquitin-protein ligase Praja-2-like. The coding region runs from base 1 to 1578 and encodes 525 amino acids. The transcript has 2 exons. NCBI's taxonomy places the organism in Eukaryota, Metazoa, Chordata, Mammalia, Artiodactyla, Cervidae. The record is from RefSeq and is a predicted model, not a curated record.